UCUCUAUCCGGUAACCAGAUAGGGAUGUAGAAUAACAAAUGAGCUCAGAGGCCUAUCAGUUACCCAUGAAGAUGCUGGCAGGUUUACUCUUCUGUUGUUGCCUGAACGACUAAAGACCAUCUGUCACGAUGAUCCACAGUCUUUUCUUGGUUAACGCAUCGGGGGAUAUCUUUCUGGAGAAGCACUGGAAGAGUGUGGUCAGCCGAUCCGUUUGCGAUUACUUUUUCGAGGCGCUGGAACGGGCAACGGAACCGGAGAACGUGCCUCCGGUGAUCCCGACCCCGCACCACUACCUCAUUAACGUGCUCCGACAUCGCAUCUACUUCGUGGCCGUCAUACAGAGCGAGGUGCCUCCUCUGUUUGUCAUCGAGUUCCUCCAUCGUGUGGUGGACACAUUUCAGGACUAUUUUGGGGUGUGCACAGAGGCAGCUAUUAAAGACAAUGUUGUUGUGGUCUAUGAGCUGCUGGAGGAGAUGUUGGAUAAUGGCUUCCCUCUGGCCACCGAAUCGAACAUCCUAAAAGAGCUUAUUAAACCUCCAACCAUCCUGCGCACAGUAGUGAACACCAUCACAGGAAGUACUAAUGUUGGCGAGCAGCUUCCUACAGGUCAGCUGUCAGUGGUACCAUGGCGGCGCACAGGAGUCAAAUAUACCAACAAUGAAGCUUACUUUGACGUGGUGGAAGAAAUCGAUGCUAUCAUUGACAAAUCAGGUUCCACUAUCACAGCAGAGAUCCAGGGAGUUGUAGAUGCCUGUGUGAAACUUACAGGAAUGCCUGAUCUUACCUUGUCAUUUAUGAACCCUCGACUCCUGGAUGAUGUCAGCUUCCACCCCUGUGUGCGGUUCAAGCGUUGGGAAGCCGAGCGAAUUCUUUCCUUCAUCCCACCAGACGGAAACUUCCGUCUCCUCUCUUACCACGUCAGCUCUCAGAACCUGGUGGCCAUCCCAGUGUAUGUAAAGCAUAACAUCAGCUUCAGAGAGGGCAGUUCUCAAGGUCGCUUUGAGCUCACCCUCGGCCCAAAGCAGACCAUGGGUAAGGCGGUGGAAUCGGUCCUGGUGAGCAGUCAGCUGCCCCGUGGCGUCCUCAAUGCCAACCUCAACGCCUCACAGGGCACUUACACUUUUGACCCUGUCACCAAGCUUUUGUCAUGGGAUGUGGGUAAGAUAAACCCCCAGAAACUGCCCAGUCUAAAAGGAUCUGUGAGUCUCCAGGCUGGAGCCUUUAAACCUGAUGAAAACCCAACAAUCAACAUCCAGUUCAAGAUUCAGCAGCUGGCCAUUUCAGGUCUGAAAGUAAAUAGGUUGGACAUGUACGGCGAGAAGUACAAACCUUUCAAAGGCAUCAAAUACAUGACCAAGGCUGGCAAAUUCCAGGUCCGAACCUAGAGGACCUCUUUCUGCUUCCGUACCAUAAUUAAAACAAUGGGUUUAUGGCAAAAUGGGGAUGAAGAAAAGAGAGAGGGAACAGGUUUGAGUAAUUACAUGUCCUUUGGAAUGCAUUUCAGGAUUUUUUCAGGAAAAUGUAUGAUAAGACUGUCAUCCAUUAAUGGAAGCGUGUGACUCCCAAAGAUGCAAUGUUGUUGUUAUUAACACUAUCAAAUGUGCUAUUACAGGUCCACCCAGGUUAAAGGGACAGUAACUACAAUUCUGAGCCUCAUUUUCUUAUUUAAAAAUGUUUCAUCCAUUUUAUUUACAGCUUGUUUGGAUAACAUUUGCUCUCAAACCUGUGUUCAUAGUACUCUUUCUUGGUUUAUUUCUUAUUGUCAGCUUUAUAACUCUGUCCUUCACACUGUAUUUCCAUCCUGACAUUUCUGAGUCUCAUUUCUUCAUGAGAUUGAACUGCGCUGUCAUGUAUUGAUCUGUGCCUCCGAGAAGUGAGGCAAUAGGUGACUAAUUUCUGCAUUGCAGAACAAUAGUCUUAUAUUACCAUUACAGACUGAUUUUGGCUUCCGUCCUCAAUGAUUGUGUGCAAAGUAAACCAUAUUUCUGAUGGUUUAACACUGAAGCUUUUCUUUAUUUGUUUACUGUACUAUUUUGACAGUAUAAAUCUAUUUUGUUUGAAUGUUUUUGAAAACUGUUUCUCAUAUUAUUUAUUGCAUAUAUGACCAUAACCAACCUAUUUGAAGCAUAACUGAAAAUAACAAUCCAUAAUAAUGCUAUAUGUGAUGCUUGAUUGUAUCAUUUGUCUUACCCAGAAUGCGACAUGCAUUGAAAAAAUGAUGGACUUGUAGCACAGUUCUUGCAUCUGUCCAGUCAUUUAAAGUCCAGUUCUAGAGAUUUGAUGAUGAUGAUGAUGAUUCAUGGUUUGUUUGCUUAUGGAAACUGAAUGAAAUGUAGUAGGAAAGAUGUGAAUUUUGUUUUUAGUAUACUAUUGAUGUUGUUUUCUUUCCUCCUUAUUGUUUUUCCGAUAAAUACAACUGUUUACAGUGCUAUGUAAUAAAACAUACACAAAACGCC
Molecule: messenger RNA, 2456 nt
Organism: Rhinichthys klamathensis goyatoka
Lineage: Eukaryota; Metazoa; Chordata; Actinopteri; Cypriniformes; Leuciscidae
Gene: ap3m2
Product: adaptor related protein complex 3 subunit mu 2
Exons: 9
Coding region: 129-1385 (418 amino acids)
Biological process (GO): endocytosis; intracellular protein transport
Cellular component (GO): clathrin adaptor complex; cytoplasmic vesicle
Source: RefSeq, a predicted model, not a curated record